AUGCUCACCCGCCGCCGGGCGCGAGAGGCCCGGGCCCCAUCGCCGGAAGACGGCCCCCCCUCCCGACCGCGGGGCAAGAAUCCGCGGCGAUUGCCCAGCGGCCCCGGCGAACUCAGCCCCGAGCCAUCCCUGGCGCCCAGGGAUGCGGCGCGGGGGCGGCUGGGGGACGACCCGCUGCUGGACGCGAUCGUCAAGGUGUUCUGCAUCCACACGGAGCCGAACUUCUCACUGCCGUGGCAGAGGAAGCGGCAGUACUCGAGCAGCGGCAGCGGGUUCGCGAUCCCCGGGAGGAGGAUACUGACCAACGCGCACUGUGUGGACCACCAGACGCAGGUCAAGGUCAAGAGGCGUGGCUCUGACAGCAAGUAUGUUGCCCACACCAUGGCCGUGGGCCCCGAGUGUGACAUCGCCAUGCUGCGCGUCGACGACGAGGAGUUCUGGGAUGGCCUCCAACCCGUCGAGUUUGGAGGCCUGCCGCAGCUCCAGGAUGCUGUCACUGUGAUCGGCUACCCGAUUGGUGGGGACACUAUGUCAGUAUCCAGUGGCGUGGUGUCGCGGAUAGAGGUCACGCCCUACACGCAUGGCGCGUCGGAUUUGCUGGGGGUGCAGAUCGAUGCGGCCAUCAAUGCGGGGAACAGCGGGGGGCCUGCUUUCAAUGAGGGAGGAGAAUGCGUGGGGAUUGCAUUCCAGAGCCUGAAGAGCGAGGAUGUGGAGAACGUGGGGUACAUUAUUCCCACACCGGUCAUCGACCACUUCAUCACUGACUUUGAGCGAAAUUGCAGGUAUAUGGGCUUCCCCUGCCUGGGCAUCGAGUGGCAGAAGAUGGAGAACCCACAUCUGCGGGAAGGCCUUGGCAUGAGCCACGGCCAAAAGGGUGUGCUGGUGCGGCGGGUAGAGCCCACCUCCCCUGCCUCAAAACACAUUGACCAGUAUGACAUCCUGAUGAGCUUUGAUGGGGUUGACAUCGCCAAUGAUGGCACAGUGCCCUUUCGCAGUGGUGAGCGCAUUGGGUUCACGUACCUGGUGUCACAGAAGUAUAUAGGCGACGAGGUGGAGGUGGUGCUGUUGAAGAAGGGCGGCCAACGGGUCAGCGUGAACAUCCAGCUGCAUGCGCCCUACCGCCUCAUACCAGUGCACGUCAGUGGGAAGCCACCCUCCUAUUUCAUUGUGGGGGGUCUGGUGUUCACACCAGUCACCGUGCCGUACUUAAGGUCAGAGUAUGGGAAGGAAUAUGACUUUGAUGCUCCUGUCAAGCUGCUGGAUAGAAUGCUUCAUUCUAUGGCCAACCAGGAGGGCCAGCAGAUCGUGGUGUUGAGUCAAGUCCUGGCUGCGGAUCUCAGCAUCGGCUAUGAGGACAUCGUCAACACCCAGGUCAUCGCCUUGAACGGGCAGGAGAUCCACAGCAUGCGGACUCUGGUGAACCUGGUGGACAAGUGCAAGGACAAGUACCUGCACUUCGACCUGGACUACAAUCAGAAGGUGGUCCUCGAGGCCAAGGCGGCACGGGCGGCCACUAAGUCAGUGCUGGAGGUGCACUGCAUACCCCAGGACAGGUCAGACGACCUGAGAAAGGGACAAAAGGGGGGCUAG
Ostreobium quekettii is the source of this 1590-nucleotide messenger RNA. NCBI's taxonomy places the organism in Eukaryota, Viridiplantae, Chlorophyta, Ulvophyceae, Bryopsidales, Ostreobiaceae. The record is from the annotation of a GenBank genome assembly.